Culex pipiens pallens (northern house mosquito) is the source of this 1155-nucleotide messenger RNA. RefSeq lists its product as uncharacterized. The record is from RefSeq and is a predicted model, not a curated record. Gene Ontology annotation, molecular function: 2 iron, 2 sulfur cluster binding; iron ion binding; oxidoreductase activity. Lineage: Eukaryota; Metazoa; Arthropoda; Insecta; Diptera; Culicidae. The transcript is spliced from 3 exons. Bases 1 to 1155 code for a protein of 384 amino acids.
AUGGAAAUUGAACUGAGCCUAAAUGGAACGGUUUAUCGGGUUGAUCCCUGUCAAAUCUCGGUGGAUACCUCGCUGAACACGUUCAUCCGGGAGCAUGCCAAACUCAAGGGAACGAAAUUUAUGUGCCUGGAAGGAGGCUGUGGAUCGUGCGUUGUGAGUGUGAGCCGAGUACAUCCGGUGACCCGACGUGUCGUCACCAGGUCUGUCAACUCGUGUCUCCUUCCGGUGUACUCCUGCCACGGAGCGGAUAUUGUAACGGUCGAGGGAAUCGGUAGCAAGUCCGCCGGGUAUCAUCCGAUCCAGCGCAGGUUGGCCAGUUUUCACGGUUCCCAGUGUGGGUUUUGCUCGCCCGGAAUGGUCAUGAACAUGUACGGUUUGCUAGAGGGUAGCGCGAACGGGGUGACCAUGCGUGAGGUUGAGGAUGCGCUCGACGGGAACGUGUGCCGUUGCACCGGCUACCGGCCAAUUCUGGACGCGUUCAAGACCUUUGCUCGAGAUGUAAACCCGGGGGUGGUUCGGGGAUGUCAGGAUAUUGAAGAUCUGGGCAAAUGUCCGGUGAAAAUCUGUAGCAGCGGAUGUACCCCAUUGGUUGAGGAGCCGAGGAUGGCUUGUACGGUAGACGGCGAUGGUAGGCAGUGGUUCAAGGUGUACACGAUUGUCGAGGUUUUCGAGGUCUUUGGCGAGAUUGGUGAUCUUCCGUACAUGCUGGUGGCCGGCAACACUGCUCACGGGGUGUAUCGUCGCCGGGACGAUCUGCAGGUUUUUGUUGACAUCAGCUCUGUCGAGAAACUACAUGGUCGUUGCGUUGGACACGACGCUAUGACCAUAGGGGCAAGUGUGACCUUGAGCGAAUUCAUCGGAAUCAUGGAAGAUUCAACCGUGUGCAAUCCUAGGUAUCAAUACCUUGAAAAAGUCGCUAAGCAUGUUAAGUUAGUUGCGAAUCAGUCGGUUCGGAAUAGUGGAACGAUCGCCGGGAACCUCAUGAUCAAGCAUCAACAUCCGGAAUUUCCUUCAGACAUUUUUCUUCUGCUGGAAACCGUUGGCGCUAUGAUCGUCAUUGGUAAGUCUAUGGUUAAACUGUUGACGUUUUCUAUAUCCGAUCCUUUCAGCAACUCCCACCACCCUGAUCAAUGUAUCUCCACUGGAGUUUCUUGA